CUGUUUUUAUUAAGCGUAAUAGCUUGGAAACCGGCUACACCGCUCUUGUUAUUUCACAGGCUUAUGAGCUACGCCUCAGCUACGACCACGGCGCGCGCACAUCGAGUGGCGUCCCCUGGCGUCUGGGAUCGCGACCCUUUCGGAGUAAGAGGGAGUUGGCGGAGAGGGUGAGCGCGAAGGCGGUCGAAGGUGCGCUCGCAGGACAGGGCUUCGCCUCCACUUGUUGACGGGUAACCAGCGCUGGGAGAUGUGGUCCUUCCGGGACCUCGCCGCUUCGAUCUCGCAAGCGUUAACGUCGCCGUAUCCGUCGGCGGCGCCCAUCGGUUGUGGAGCGGGGCCGUGGCCCGGAAAGCAGCAGACGACACUUUCGACGCCGCUAUAACUCGCGCCCGCUCUCCGUUGAAUGAGGAAAGCAAGAAAAGGAGGCGUAUAAACAAAACGCAUAGCCUUUUUCUUUUUUCGCCUUCGUGCGUAUGUGUGUUUACGCGUUGUGUCGAUCGCACGUUGGGAAAGAAGUUGCGCUUCCGGAUCGUUGCCCGCUGCUAAAAGACGCCGCUCUUCGAACGCUCGACGCUCGACUACUGUCUGCCUAUAGGUGCUCACUUGUGCGUGAACGCGGGCUACGUGAAUAUUCGUUUAUUGUCGCUUUCCCUCACUCGGUGCACUGGAUACUGCUGCGAUGAUUGACACGCGCCCCCGCUUGUCUGCUUGGAUUCUGCGCUGGGCGCUCACCUGUCUCGCGCUGCGAGGACCUCGGCCUGGAAUAGCAUUUGAAGACGCCAUUGUUGGCCCCUCAGCGGUGACGAGCCGCGUGGGUGGUGACGCUGCGCUGCCGUGCCACCUCCGACACGUCACGCAAGACUCGUGGGCCAUGUCCGUGUCGUGGUUCAAGCGCGGCCUCUCGGGUCCCGUCUACACGAUAGACAUGGGUUCGGGAAACUUCCUGCAGGCCCGGCACCGGCCGGCGCACCUGUGGGCCGGACGCGCCUACUUCUCGUCGGCCGACGAGCCGGCGCUGCUCAUGAUCGGAGACGUGGCUGCCGUCGACGCCGGACUGUACGUCUGCUCGGCGUUGUUCCCCGACGGCGGCGAGCGUAAUUCCACCGUCCGCUUCGUCGUGGUCGUUCCACCGGAGACGCCCGUCAUCAGAGACAGGUUUGGCAACAAGGUUGGAAAAGUGGCCGGUCCUUAUCGAGAAGGCGAAUCACUGACGCUCACAUGCGAAGUCAGUGGCGGCGUGCCAGAACCGACGGUCACGUGGUGGCGAAACAGCACAAAGCAGCUUCACCACACGGUCGACAGCUCGUCGCCCGGGGUCACCCGGUCGACAAUGGAGCUGGCGCAACUGCACCGGCACGAUCUCAACGUUUCGUUUGUGUGCAAGGCGUCCAAUCACAACGAAACCUACGUGGUCACGAGCAGCGUCACGAUCGACCUAUACCUGAAACCAUCCAUGGUGCGCAUCCGUUCCAAGCAGCGCCCUUUGGCAGCUGGCCUGCCAGCAGAAAUCGAGUGCGAAGCUGCCGGCUCCCGUCCUGCACCUGUGAUCACAUGGUGGUGCGGGAAAGCCAAGAUAUCCGCCGACAAUAUAAAGGUGAUGCCCAUCGGAAAUCGCGUUUUCUCGGUGGCCACGUACACACCCAGAAGAGAGGACAACGGAAAACGACUCCGAUGUGUGGCCGAAAACCCCGGCAUUGCAGGAAGUUUCCUCGAAGCCUCGUACAGCCUUGACGUGCACUACAAACCUAUUGUAACUCUUCAGCUGGGAAAGAGACUGCGGCUCGAGGAGAUCUUCGAGGGGCAAGACGUGUAUUUGGAGUGCAGCAUCGACGCAAAUCCGCGCGUGAGCGAAGUCGUGUGGCGCUUCGAAGACAGCCACGAGGUCCACUCGAACCCGGCGGCCAAGGUGAUUACGAGCAACCAGUCGCUCGUCUUCCAGGCUAUCCAACGCCUGAACGCCGGGCGCUACACUUGCGUCGCCGCCAACAGCGAAGGCGAGUCGGUCAGCAACGAGCUCCAUCUAAGGGUGCAGUACUCUCCGGUGUGCUCCAUUCGGCAACGGGUAGUGUACCCGGCGGCGGCGCACGAGAUGCUGCAGGUGUCGUGCGAGGUGGACGCACACCCAUCGGCCGUCAGCUUCCAGUGGGCCUUCAAUGGCAGCCUGCGCAACCACGAGCUUCAAAGCUUCGUGUCCGAGGGCAGCCACAGCGUGGCGUCCUACGUGCCGCGUGACAGAUCCGACUACGGCAUACUCCUGUGCUGGGCCACCAACAAGAUUGGCCGGCAGAAGGAGCCUUGCCGCUUCCAGAUCGUCCAGAUUGGUCCGCCCAAGGCUCCCUACAACUGCACGCUGAGCAACCAGACGGAGGACGCAUUCCUGGCGGAAUGCCUGGAAGACGCGAGCGACGGCGGUGGAUUGCACCAGCUGUACAGCCUCGAAGUGCACGACGUCUCGUGCCACCGAUUGCUGGCCAACCUGAGCGCAGAGAGGCCCGCCUUCUGGGUGCAGGAUGUGCCCGCAGGUCUGAGCUACGUGCUCGUGCUGUACGCCGUCAACGAGGUGGGACGCUCGCAGCCAGUGCUUCUGCGCGCCGAGACGCCCUACCGAUACUGGGACGGCACAUUGCAUCACGGGGGUGACUGGAGCAGCUGCGAGCCAAGCAACUCACUCGCCGUCAUCCUUAUCACUGUCACGUUCUCUGCGAUUUUCUUCCUCUUGUUGUUCGUAACUCUGGCUCGCUGUCGUACGAAAAAGCAGCGAUUAAAAGCGAACACUGGUGAUAAAGUGGUGCAAAACGGAAUAACAUCUCCUCGCGCUUGCGGUGGAUCAGUGGACAUGACUACCUUCCACUCUGGUGAAGGCAACGAGCUCCAUUCGACAACACUGGAGGCGUCACCAGUCAAGCCGCCGAUCCACGCCGACUACAUAACAAACGUCAACAAUCACACGCCGUACUUCUGCCGCCAGAAGAUUGUGGACUUCUGAUAUCCAGACGUGCUCCAAACGAGCAGUGGAAAGGAGCCAUCAUCGAUGUCCAAGCUGGAUACUACUACAUAGGGGAACUGUGCGGGAAGCAAGUCUAUAUGUGUAUAUAAUAGCAGGUUCGAGUUUUUUUUCGAAUGAUGUGACCAGAAAAAAAGAAAGAAAUGCGGAAGUGGGCAUCCUGAGCUACUGGAAUGUCAGCAAGACGCACAGGGUCCUACGCUUCCAGCAAUGUGUCGCUCUUGCGACGCCCGAGCAUCUCUGACUGCGCAGACCGUUCGCCUCAAGUGCCUUCUCCAAAAGAGAGUCCGGCAACAAUGGACGUUCUUUGUUCGAGAAUGAUGCUCGUGGGAAUCGAAGCCAGCGCUUUGCGCGCUCAACUCGACACACGUGACCACUGUACGACUUAGGAGACAACGGAUUCGGCCCGUUGCCGCCACGCUAUGGUGGACGUUAUCAUGCACGAGUGAUUUCGAAAAAAAAAAUACAGUGGUCUAGUCAAGACCGGUUGUCGAAGAAAAUUUUUGAUACGCAAGAGGAAGCAUUUCCUGUUUCGUUUUUCUCGACAGAAAAGGGGGAAAAAAACAAGGGCACAAGUGGUCACGUUUCCAGCGAUGGGGAGACGUCAAGGAUAUUACCCUACUUCCCAACGUUAUAUCGGACCAUCACCAACGAUUCCCGUUUAGGCACUAUUCUGCUAGAACCCGAAACAUGCCUGUUGAGGAAAACCGCGGUUAAGAAGGAACAUGGCGGGGAGCCUUUGUGAAACUAGGACUCGAUGCAGGCGAUUAAGCAAGUUACCGCAGUGUGUGAAGCCAAACAAGACAAGAGCUACUUUACGUUCUUUCAGUGUCAAGAAUACACAAUGCUGACACUGUUUUGCGUGUAUGGAGAGCGUGCGCAAAAACCGCGAGAACGCAAAUAUUAGUAACAAAUUAUUUUCGAACAGCAGGCGUGCACGUGAAGUAUGCGUUCGCUCGCCCUGGCCGUCGCGUUCGCUUUAAGUCGCGUGUGUGCUAUUGCGAGAUCAACACGUAUUGCGGAGGCUGCAAUUUGGAGUUUCCAAAGGCAAUUAAUUUGGCGAGCUUCAUCAUCUACACAUUGUUGAGGCGUCUUCUGCACUGUCUUUCGUUUCCGCUUGGAAGAAAGGAACUCCUCCCCGACGUGUCAACGAACGUCACGAAACCUGCAGAGACGAAAAAAAAAAAAGAAAAAAAAAAGCUACGUCAACUAAAUGCACGGUACUGGAACCGCCGUCAACUACGCGCGUGUGCCUGUGUGUGGUUGGAGCCCUGUGAGAACUGCCUUUCUUGCGACGCCUCGUGCCACUCGUUUGUGCAUUGUGUGUUCGUGUGCAUGUAUUGUGUGAGCAGCCCUGUCCACUUAAAGAGACACCGGAGCUUCUUCAAACAAGGUUAAAACUACUUCAUUUACAAUAUUACGCUGCAUGAAGAACUAGAGUUUAUGGACUCAUUGCCGUGAGGCACGUUCAAGCAUGAAUCUCAGCGUCCAGACGAAAACAAAGGUGCAUUUAUCCGCUGUGGACUGCAUACGAAGGUUGCUCCAGCUCCUAAGUUCGGAAUGUAUAUAGUGUAUAUAAAGACUGUUCUUUUCUCA
This is a messenger RNA of Dermacentor andersoni, 4600 nucleotides long. Its product is annotated as neural cell adhesion molecule 1-like. The record is from RefSeq and is a predicted model, not a curated record. Gene Ontology annotation, molecular function: protein binding. Lineage: Eukaryota; Metazoa; Arthropoda; Arachnida; Ixodida; Ixodidae.